Messenger RNA from Oncorhynchus masou masou (cherry salmon), 2726 nucleotides. RefSeq names its product tubulin alpha chain-like. Bases 935 to 2290 code for a protein of 451 amino acids. Gene Ontology annotation, biological process: mitotic cell cycle; microtubule cytoskeleton organization. The record is from RefSeq and is a predicted model, not a curated record. Gene Ontology annotation, molecular function: structural constituent of cytoskeleton; GTP binding. Gene Ontology annotation, cellular component: cytoplasm; microtubule. The transcript is spliced from 4 exons. Lineage: Eukaryota; Metazoa; Chordata; Actinopteri; Salmoniformes; Salmonidae.
UUUCCAUUUUAUGUUAAAUUGGCAUGAAUGUCUUUUCAUGCACUUGAAUGAACAUGCUGUCUUUUGUGAGAUUUUAUACUGGUUUGCAUCCUCUCCAUCUCAGUACAUUUCAUUUGUAUUUGAAUGGCAUCAAAUGACAGAGGCGAUAUGUCUAAUGUGGGGCUAGAUAUUCUGCUCCACAUUUUAUAACAGGGCUGUAUUGUUGGCACAGAAUUUAGUUCAGCUCCCGAAGCUUAAAGAGAUUUGGGACUAAAUGAUUAAUUGACUUACAAAAUAGAGUGCAUGUGGCGCAAUGUGUGCGUGUGUGUGUCUUUGUUUUGAACGGGUUAGAUUUGACCAUUCAGCACCUUACUCAAGCCUGUCUUCAUUUCUUUAUUUUUUACAUGGGAUAUACAGUAUCUCAUGUAGACCUAUGUGCAAUGUCAUCCAGCAAAAGGCACUCUAUAAACGGUGUGUCCAUUACUGCUAUUUAGACCUUUGUAAUGGCUUAAGAGACUACAAAACAUAUUUUACAUAACAUUUUAUAACCCUCAUAAUGUUUUUCAUUAAAGCAAAAAUAAUAAUAUUCACAUAAACAAAUCAUUUUCAUACACCAUAGACUGGUCAACGCCAAUUGUCACUUAAUCAUUCUCAUUGAGCUAAAUUCCAUCUACAAUGUUUAUUAGGCCUACAUAUUCCAUUUCGACUUCAAAAUUAUAAUAAUAUAGUAAUAAAACUAAAAACAACGUAAUUAUCUGCAAACAUGCUUUGUCUUUUGUCAUCGAAUCUGGGCUGUGGCUGUGUGUCGCUGUCUGGUUCAUUGAAUGAGAAAGCACCGCCCCCGCCUCCUCCCGCAGUGGCCAGCGCACUCUGAAGCUGUCUAGAGAAGUGUGCACUGUUCGUCUUUCCGGCGCCUCUAUCCCAGCAUCAUACCUUUCCUCAUAAAGCAAUCAAAAUGCGUGAAUGUAUCUCAGUACACGUGGGUCAGGCUGGAGUCCAGAUGGGCAAUGCAUGCUGGGAACUCUACUGUCUGGAGCACGGGAUCCAGCCUGAUGGUCAGAUGCCCAGUGACAAGACCAUUGGAGGAGGAGACGACUCCUUUAACACCUUCUUCAGUGAGACUGGAGCUGGCAAGCACGUCCCCAGGGCUGUGUUUGUGGAUCUGGAGCCCACUGUCAUUGAUGAGGUGCGCACAGGAACUUACCGCCAACUCUUCCAUCCUGAGCAGCUGAUCACUGGGAAGGAGGAUGCAGCCAACAACUACGCCCGUGGUCAUUACACCAUCGGCAAAGAGAUCAUAGACAUGGUUCUGGACAGGACUCGCAAACUGGCUGACCAGUGCACUGGCCUCCAGGGCUUCCUGGUCUUCCACAGCUUUGGAGGUGGCACCGGUUCCGGUUUCACCUCCCUGUUAAUGGAACGCCUGUCUGUUGACUAUGGCAAGAAGUCCAAGCUUGAGUUCUCCAUAUACCCAGCUCCCCAGGUGUCCACAGCUGUUGUUGAGCCCUACAACGCCAUCUUGACCACACACACCACCCUGGAACAUUCAGACUGUGCUUUCAUGGUAGACAAUGAGGCUAUCUAUGACAUCUGCCGUAGGAACCUUGAUAUUGAGCGUCCGUCCUACACUAAUCUUAACAGGUUGAUUGGCCAGAUUGUGUCCUCCAUCACUGCUUCCCUCCGAUUCGAUGGUGCCCUCAAUGUUGAUCUGACAGAGUUCCAGACCAACUUGGUGCCCUAUCCCCGUAUCCACUUCCCCCUGGCCACCUAUGCCCCAGUGAUCUCAGCAGAGAGGGCUUACCAUGAGCAACUCUCUGUGUCUGAGAUCACCAAUGCUUGCUUUGAGCCAUGUAAUCAGAUGGUAAAAUGUGACCCACGUCACGGCAAGUACAUGGCCUGCUGUCUGCUGUACCGUGGCGACGUUGUUCCCAAAGACGUUAACGCUGCCAUUGCCACCAUCAAAACAAAACGCUCCAUCCAGUUUGUAGACUGGUGUCCAACUGGUUUCAAGGUUGGUAUCAACUACCAGCCCCCAACUGUGGUACCUGGUGGAGAUCUGGCCAAGGUCCAGAGGGCAGUGUGCAUGCUUAGCAACACCACUGCUAUUGCAGAGGCCUGGGCCCGCCUUGACCACAAGUUUGACCUGAUGUAUGCCAAGCGUGCUUUCGUGCAUUGGUACGUAGGUGAGGGUAUGGAGGAGGGAGAGUUCUCUGAGGCCAGAGAAGACAUGGCUGCCCUGGAGAAAGAUUAUGAGGAGGUGGGUGUCGACUCCAUUGAGGGAGAGGGAGAGGAGGAGGGAGAGGAGUAUUAAAUACCCUGCCAAAUUCACGCAUUCCUAUGUGACCCAGAGCUGAGAAUGACUGAAUUGUUUCCACUACACUCUUAGAAAAAGGGUUCCAAAAGGGUUCUUCCACCGUCCCCAUAAGAUAACCCUUUUUGCUUCCAGGUGAAUCAUUUUUGGUUCCAGGUAAAAACCCUUUUGAGUUCCAAAAGGGUUCAACCGUGAACCAAAAAGGGUUCUUCAAAGGGUUCUCUAACAGGGACAGCCAAAGAACCCUUUUAGGUUCUAGAUAUAACCUUUUUUCUAAGAGUGUAUGAUUCUGCCUUGAACAACCAAUAUAAUGAAGUAGCAGAAUGGUAAGGUGUAGUCUACAAGUCUUAAAAUAUGCUCACUCACAAAGGCUGAUGUCCUUGCUUAAUCUGUGCUUUUGUAGCGAGAUCCUAAUAAAAUUAUCAUCAAUAAAGAA